Pterocles gutturalis (yellow-throated sandgrouse) is the source of this 2304-nucleotide messenger RNA. RefSeq names its product dedicator of cytokinesis protein 9-like. NCBI's taxonomy places the organism in Eukaryota, Metazoa, Chordata, Aves, Pterocliformes, Pteroclidae. The record is from RefSeq and is a predicted model, not a curated record. Gene Ontology annotation, biological process: small GTPase-mediated signal transduction; positive regulation of GTPase activity. Gene Ontology annotation, molecular function: guanyl-nucleotide exchange factor activity.
ACAGCAUUAUUGAAGCGUCAGAGUCGAUACGUUCAUUCAACAGUUCCUGAAAAUGCAGAGAAAGAAGCUCAAAGCUUAUUUGUAACUGAGUGCAUCAAAACCUACAAUUCAGACUGGCAUGUUGUUAACUAUAGAUAUGAAGAUUACUCAGGAGAGUUUCGACAGCUUCCAAAUAAAGGGACAAAACCUGAGAAGCUUCCAGUUCAUUUAUAUGAAGUGGAUGAAGAAGCAGAUAAAGAUGAGGAUGCAGCAUCUCUUGGGUCUCAGAAGGGCGGAAUAACAAAACAAGGAUGGCUGUACAAAGGCAACAUGAACAGUGCAAUCAGUGUGACAAUGAGAUCGUUUAAAAGAAGAUUUUUCCACUUAAUCCAACUUGGUGAUGGAUCCUAUAAUCUCAAUUUCUACAAAGAUGAAAAAAUAUCAAAAGAACCUAAAGGAUCAAUAUUUCUGGAUUCAUGCAUGGGAGUGGUCCAGAACAAUAAAGUCAGACGCUUUGCCUUUGAGCUCAAGAUGCAAGACAAGAGUAGUUACCUUUUAGCUGCAGAUAGUGAACUUGAAAUGGAAGAAUGGAUAAACACCCUGAACAAAAUCCUUCAGCUUAAUUUUGAGGCUGCAAUGCAAGAAAAAAGAAAUGGAGAGUCUCAUGAAGAUGAUGAACAAAGCAAAAUGGAAAGCUCAUCAAGUAGUUUUGAUAACUACUAUCCUGAAAUUGCCAAGAGUACAAGAGAAGCAGAAAUCAAGUUGAAAAGUGAAAGCAGAGUUAAACUUUUUGCCUUGGAUCCGGAUGCCCAGAAACUUGACUUUUCUGGUAUUGAACCAGAAGUGAAGCCGUUUGAAGAGAAAUUUGGAAAAAAAAUUCUUGUGAAGUGUAACGAUUUAUCUUUCAAUUUGCAAAGCUGUGUUGCAGAAAAUGAAGAAGGACCAACAACAAAUGUAGAACCUUUCUUUGUCACGUUAUCACUAUUUGAUAUCAAAAACAACCGGAAGAUUUCAGCAGAUUUCCAUGUUGAUUUGAACCACACCUCAGUAAGGCACAUGAUAUUCAAUGCAUCUCAACAAGUGAUGAAUGGCAGUGGUGAUAGCUUGCACAGAAUUCAAGACGUUCAUGAGACUGUGUUACAAUAUCCAAAGCAGGGAAUUUUCUCAGUCACAUGUCCUCAUACGGACAUUUUUCUCGUGGCUAGAAUAGAAAAAGUAUUACAGGGAAGUAUUAUUGAACCGUAUAUGAAAAGUUCAGAUUCUUCAAAGGUUGCACAGAAAGUUUUGAAGAAUGCUAAGCAGGCAUGCCAGAGAUUAGGUCAAUAUAGAAUGCCUUUUGCCUGGGCAGCUAGGACAGUCUUUAAAGAUGCCUCAGGAACCCUGGACAAAAAUGCAAGAUUUUCUCCUCUCUUCAGACAAGACAGUAACAAACUUACAAAUGAAGACAUGCUGAAAUUGUUAGCAGAUUUCAGGAAACCUGAAAAGAUGGCCAAACUUCCUGUUAUUUUAGGAAAUCUGGAUGUUACAAUUGAUAAUGUGUCACCAGAUUUUCCAAAUUACGUUAACUCAUCCUACAUUCCCAUGAAACAGUUUGAAAACAGUGCCAAGACACCAAUAACAUUUGAAGUAGAGGAAUUUGUUCCCUGUAUACCAAAACACACUCAGCCUUUCACCAUCUACAACAACCACCUUUAUGUUUAUCCCAAGCACUUGAAAUAUGACAGUCAAAAGUCUUUUGCAAAGGCUAGAAAUAUUGCAGUAUGCAUUGAGUUCAAGGAUUCUGAUGAAGAGGAUUCUUUGCCUUUAAAGUGUAUCUAUGGUAGGCCAGGUGGACCAGUAUUUACCAGAAGUGCGUUUGCUGCUGUUCUGCAUCAUCAUCAAAAUCCAGAGUUUUAUGAUGAGAUUAAAAUAGAAUUGCCCACUCAGUUACAUGAGAAGCACCAUUUGUUGUUCACCUUCUACCAUGUCAGCUGUGAUAAUUCAAGCAAAGGGAGUACAAAGAAGAAAGAUGUUGUUGAAACACAAGUUGGGUAUUCUUGGCUUCCUCUAAUAAAAGAUGGAAGAGUGGUGACCAGUGAGCAACACAUCCCAGUGUCAGCAAAUCUUCCCACAGGCUAUCUUAGUUAUCAAGAAGUGGGGGUUGGAAAGCAUUCUGGUCCUGAAAUUAAAUGGGUAGAUGGAGGCAAACAACUGUUAAAAAUAUCCACUCAUCUGGUGUCAACUGUGUAUACACAGGACCAGCACUUGCAUAAUUUUUUUCAGUACUGUCAGAAAACAGAGUCUGGAGCUCGUGCACUAGGAACUGAUCUUGUAAAAUAUCUUAAG